Molecule: messenger RNA, 447 nt
Organism: Vicia faba (fava bean)
Lineage: Eukaryota; Viridiplantae; Streptophyta; Magnoliopsida; Fabales; Fabaceae
Source: the annotation of a GenBank genome assembly
AUGUUUUCCUUGAUGACUUCAAUAUAUUUUCGAGUUAGGAUAACAUCUCUUGCAUCCAAUGCUUUUCUGGAUGUACCAGAAAUUAUAGCGGAAAGUUUUGGACGUCAUGGUCAAGUUGGGCCUAAGAGAAAUGCUCAAGUACCUCUGGAAUAUAACGAAGACUGGUUGAAGCAGAUGAUGCAAGUAAUGCAAGAACAAAAAGCUGAUAUUGCUAAUUUGAUAAAUUGCUCGAUUCGACCUCCCCCUCCACCGAAGCCUGAAGCCCCAAAUUGGUUCUUCUUUGACAUUUUCAAACUCAAGCCUCUGUCUUUUGCUGGAGGGCACAUUUCGUGGGAAGCCCAAUCUUGGCUAAGAGAAUUAAAUAAGAUUUUUAAAAUUGUGCAGUGCACGGAUGAACAAAAGGUAAAUUUUCUUGCGUUUAUGCUUAAGGGAGCAGCAGAUUAUUGA